AUGGCGGAGCUUUCACUCGAUCCAGCUAUUCGACUUUGGGUUAUUUUACCCAUCGUUCUCAUGACUUUUCUGGUGGGCAUCAUUAGGCAUUAUGUUUCUCUUUUACUGCAAAGUGAUAGCAAUGCUGAUAUCGACAAAGUUCAAUUCAGUCAAGCCAUGAUGAGGAGUGCUAUGCUACGAGAAAAUGGCCGCUUCAUUCCACGCAAGUCGUUCGAGAUGCGCCGACAUUUCUUCAACAAUCCUGAAGAUGGAUACUUAAAGGAAAAGCAAGAAUCUGCUCCUGCGCCCAAUAUGGCAGAUCCCACUAUGAUGACCGAAAUGAUGAAAGGCAACUUUGUAAAUGUCUUGCCGAUGUUGGUUAUUGGAGGUUGGAUUAAUUGGACAUUUUCUGGUUUUGUAACAACCAAGAUACCAUUUCCAUUAACUUACCGCUUUAAAGCAAUGCUUCAACGAGGCGUAGAAUUAACCAGCUUAGAUGCAUCAUGGGUUAGCUCAGCAUCGUGGUAUUUCCUAAAUGUAUUCGGUCUCAGGAGUGUUUACACCUUGAUUUUAGGGCAGGAUAAUGCUGCUGAUCAAACCAGAGCAAUAGCGGAACAAAUGGCUGCACCGACAGCGGCAGCAUCGGCAGGUGGAAUGCCACCUGAUCAGAAGAAGGCGUUUAAGGCUGAAUGGGAAGCUCUUGAAAUUGUCAACCACAAAUGGUCCUUACAAGAUGUUGAAGAAUCUCUCUUAGCAAAUAGCACUGUUAGUAGUUCCAAGAAGGAGAGAAAAGAUAAAGACGAAUAG
Messenger RNA from Trichoplax adhaerens, 786 nucleotides. RefSeq lists its product as uncharacterized. NCBI's taxonomy places the organism in Eukaryota, Metazoa, Placozoa, Uniplacotomia, Trichoplacea, Trichoplacidae. Bases 1 to 786 code for a protein of 261 amino acids. Gene Ontology annotation, biological process: protein folding in endoplasmic reticulum. The transcript is spliced from 8 exons. Gene Ontology annotation, cellular component: EMC complex; membrane. The record is from RefSeq and is a predicted model, not a curated record.